Molecule: messenger RNA, 501 nt
Organism: Trichomonas vaginalis G3
Lineage: Eukaryota; Parabasalia; Trichomonadida; Trichomonadidae
Exons: 1
Coding region: 1-501 (166 amino acids)
Source: RefSeq, a predicted model, not a curated record
AUGUCUGCAAGAGAACCUAACGCUAAUCAAUCAUCAAAAUCUUCCAAACAUUCAAUAUCACGGAAAGCUUUUUUUGAAUGCUUAGAUAAUAUAAAAAAAGAGAUUUUAGACGGAAUUCAUUAUCAAAAUCAAUGUCUCGAGCGCGAAUUCGCUAUUUUAAUAGAAGAUUUUAAACGUGAUUUCAUUCGAAAAUUAAAACAAGACGAAGAAGCGAUCAGAGCCGAAUUCUUAAAUCAAAAUAAAGAAUCCAACGAUUACAAGGAAAUUGAUAAUUCUUUUAUUUCCAAUUCAAAUCAACUACGACCAAACUUAUACCAAUAUGAUUAUGACACCUCAAACGAUAUCGAUUACAAGGAAAUUCAUAAUUAUUUUAAUACCUAUUCAAAUCAACUACAACCAAUUUUAUCCGAAUAUGAUCCUGAACAAUAUUCAUUUAAACCAAAUUAUUGCCAAUAUUUCAAGAAAUCUUUUUCAUGCAUCUUCCCUCAUUCAAAAUAUUAA